Molecule: messenger RNA, 798 nt
Organism: Chrysoperla carnea
Lineage: Eukaryota; Metazoa; Arthropoda; Insecta; Neuroptera; Chrysopidae
Product: katanin p60 ATPase-containing subunit A-like 2
Exons: 1
Coding region: 1-798 (265 amino acids)
Molecular function (GO): ATP hydrolysis activity; ATP binding
Source: RefSeq, a predicted model, not a curated record
AUGGCAUCUCAAGAAACAGUACAGUGUCCUGUUUCGUCCACCACAUCAGGUUUGACAUCAAGAAAUAAUGAACAAAGCACACAAGAAGAAAUAGGAUCCAUUGGGGAUCCAGAUUGCUAUAACUCAUUGAACGAUUAUAGCUAUUUAAAUGGUUGGAAAGAUUUAGUGAAUACAUCUUCUAAGGAUUUAUAUGUUACAGAUUUACAAGUCAAUAAACAAUGGCAAGACAUUAAUGGUAAAGGUGUGGAAAAAUGGUUUUUAAAUGAAGCAGUUUAUUGUCCCAUACAGUUUCCAGAACUAUAUAAAACAUUACCUGUACCAUGGAAGGGUAUUUUACUGUUUGGUCCAUCAGGUUCACGUAAAACAACUCUUAUAAAAGCUUUAGCAAAUCAAUGUCAGAAUGCUACAUUUUUUAACGUUUCAUUUACAAACACUGAUAAAUCCUUACGAACAAAAUUAAUACGAACAGUCUUUGAAUUUACGAAAUAUCAUGCAUUUUCAAUUGUAUGUCUUCAUAAAAUCGAACAAUACAUUAGUGCACAACAAGAUGAAAGAGAAAAAUUAAGCGGAGGUGAUAAAAAAUGUGAAUUGUUAAAAAUAAUUGAUGAGAUAUAUGCAACCAAUGAACAUGUAUUUUUAUUUGCCACAUCGAAUUCUCCUUGGAAUAUAGAUCCCGAAAUUUUAUCACGUUUUGAAAAAUAUAUUAGCUGUGAUAAAAUUGGUGAUUAUUCUUCCCAUUUUUAUAAUUCUUUAAAAUACAUUGAAUGGGAGAAAAAAUAUCGUGAAAAAUUUUUAUGA